Pygocentrus nattereri (red-bellied piranha) is the source of this 1979-nucleotide messenger RNA. RefSeq names its product tetratricopeptide repeat domain 9B (gene ttc9b). Gene Ontology annotation, molecular function: protein binding. The record is from RefSeq and is a predicted model, not a curated record. The transcript is spliced from 3 exons. The coding region runs from base 413 to 1087 and encodes 224 amino acids. Lineage: Eukaryota; Metazoa; Chordata; Actinopteri; Characiformes; Serrasalmidae.
CCAGAAGGGGCAGAAAGAGCUGAGCUCAGGCAAGGCGAGGCAUCCUCCCUUCCUCUCUGCAUCCCUUCAUCCAUCCUGCCAUCCAUCCACUCACAGGCUUAAACGAACGCCAAACGCAUUGACUGCGCUUUCCUCGUUUUCUAGUUAAGGCUGUCAUUGUAAUCACUGCGCGAGGUUGGCAGACGCUGCUUAGAGACGCCGUCUGGCUCUCUCGCUUUCUCGCUGCGCGCGUGCGUGUGCGCGUGUGCGCGUGUGCAUCCCCCCCCCCCCUCUAAUCCUUUAUGCACGGCACGCUGCUGCUCCAGCCCUCACGGAGAACGCGGGAGUGCGCGUGCCGGUGUUUCUACAGCAGCAGCAGCAGCAGCGUGAGCAUGGCUCCGUCUAGCCGCGAGGGCGACUGAGGUGCUCGACGAUGGAGGCGAAGCAUCAGCACCAGUAUCAGCAUCAACAGCAUCAUCAGCAGCAGCAGCAGCGCUCAAGCAAGAGCGUGAGGAGCCACCCAGAGGACGGAGGAGGAGGAGGUGGUGGUGGUGGAGGUGGGGGGGUUGGUGGGGCAGGGGGACACCGUGCCGAGAUGGAGAUGCAGGCGAAGAUCCAGAAAGCCGUGGACUUCAAGCUGGAGGGCCAUCGCUGCUACAAGGAGAAGAAGUUCCGCGAGGCCAUUGGCAAGUACCACCGGGCCCUGCUGCAGCUCAAAGGCGUCCACGGCUCCGAGGUGGAGCUGCUGAACCAGGCGGCAUCCAAGCUGACCGAGGAGCAGCGGAGAGCCGUGGAGAGCACCGAAAUCGAAUGCUAUGACAGCCUGACAGCGUGUUUGCUGCAGUCGGAGCUGGUGAAUUAUGAGCGAGUGAAGGAGUAUUGUUUGAAGGUGCUUGGUCAUCAGCAGGACCAUUUUAAAGCCAUGUACCGCGCUGGAAUCGCUUUCUACCACCUGGGAGAUUACGAGUGUGCCCUGCGCUACCUCCGUGACGCCAAGAGCCGCGAGCCGACAGACACAAACGUGUUGCGGUACAUCCAGCUGACGGAGAUGAAGAUGAGUAAGAGUGGUCAGCAGGUGCGAGAGAGUGGCAAAGAGGCUUUGGGUUAAGGGCUUGUCGUCCGCCUCCGCCAAACUUCUCUUCACAAAUCUCUCCCCCUUUUCUCCUGCACCCUUCGUCCAAUGGACAACAAGGACCCAUGUACUGUGCCCUUCUCUGAAGAUGGACUCCUUUUGGCACAGAUACUGAACAGAAGAAACCCCCUUUGACUCUUCCUAUCGCUCUUCUACCGAAUCUUCUCUGUCCCUUUAAAACCAACCAACCGACUGCCCCGGUGCUUUCUGUGUCCCAGGUACUGACUGACCAACCCAUGACGAUGAGGAAAAACAACUACAAAACACAAAGAGAAGUGCUGUAUUAUAACGAUAAAAGCAGUAAAGGUCAAAAGAAAGAUGACAGUUUCACAUGGACCUUACAGGACCUACUGUUCUAUCAUGAAUGAGCAGUGAAGAGUAGCUGUAGAGAGGUGGAGGUGUUACUGUGUGGUUACAAUCUUUAUCUUUAAACGAGAAGAGCACACAUAUCAAAGCCACAGUGCAGGCCUACGAUGAAGCAAUUGACCCUUGGCCUCGUGCUGAGCCUUUUUCGUCCCACACCUCGCACUUCCUUGCCGAAGGACUCAAGUGAAAGGUUGCUGUUCCAGAAUGCAACUGGAUACUGCUGAGCUCUAUCCACAUCUGCCUGCUUUUCUGUUUUCUGUUUGUUUGUGUUUUUUUUUUUUAUUAUUAUUUCUCUCUCUCUCUUAAAUUUGGGCAUAUUCAACUGAGGUUCUGAACUGUUUCAAUUCAAGGGCUAAUUCAAGUGUUUGUAAUUCGUCCUCUGCUUUCUCCUUCUGUUUCGCUGUUUGCUGGUCAUUGUACAGUACAUUCAGUGGUUGAGGCAAGUUCGUGAUGUUUGUCUUUCUCCAAGGAACAAAAAAAGCAAAAAAAAAAAAAAAAAAAA